UUAUUAGCCUAAUUUAUGAAUUGCAGUCAAGGAAAAUCUUCUGCAUGGAACUUUGUCGUCCUCUGCUGGUGAAAAGUUCACCCGAAUAUUUUACCCAUGAUUCAUAGAGCGAUGUGAUGUGCCUGUCUGCGGUUGUUUCAAACAUGGAGGAAAGCGAAAGAAGACAAAAACAAACAUGUUCCGAAUCAGAGAGCAAGAAUUUAGAAGCUUCAAGUGCAAGUGCCCCAUAUGCUUCUGAAAAUAAGGCAGAAAUAGAAGAGGACGAUGAUAUUGAUGCAAAGUUGGAUGUUACAUCCGAUAAGUUUGAUCCACUACUGGUGCUCUACGCUCCCACAGUGCCACUUCCAUACCCCAAUAUUAAAUGUUUUAACAACAUAGCCGAGUAUGAGAGCUUUCUGAAGGGGGGACGGGGCCGAGCCAAGCCAGAGAAUGUGGAAAAGAAGCAGAGAAAAGCCAUGAAAGGUGUAGCAGAUCCAGAGAGGAUAGAGAGACUUAAAAAGCUGAUGGUGAACAAUCCGACAGAGGGAGAGGAUGGAGAUGAGGGAACCAGCGGCAAUGCAAAGCGUCGCGGUAGAAUGCAGAGAGCAACUAAGAAUGUCCUGACCAGGAUGCCACUCCAUACAGGAAGUCCUCUGGGGGAGCUGCACCGCUGUGUAGAGGAGAGGAUCCGGGUUAAAGUUCACAUCAGAACCUUCAAAGGGCUCAGAGGAGUGUGUUCUGGAUUUGUAGUGGCAUUCGACAAGUUCUGGAACAUGGCAAUGGUAGAUGUGGAUGAGACAUACAGGGAUCCUUUGCUGGGUGAAGCUCUCUACCACGAAAAGGCCCUGACUGUCACUCGGCUCUUAGACAAGCUGAAACUCCAGGAGAGCGCCCGGCUGAGGGAGUACGAGACCAAGAGGAUACAGAGAGUGAAGAGGAAAAGUGAAAUGCUCCCUCCGCUGCCUGACACCCAGACGUCACAAACCCUAACCAGAGACCGAAGGCGAGAGGACCCUAACAUACGAGGCCCAAGGAGGAGGGGGGCCCUAAAGGCAGUGGACCCACGAAUGGCGAGGGCUACACCGGGUCCCCCAGUGGGUGAUGACCCUGGAGCCCCGGUGGAAAUUGGUACACAGUCGCAAAUGAAAGCCCAGGAUUUAGAGGUUAAAGGUCAGAGAAAAGAUUCCCAGCAGAACGAAGGGUCCCAGCAUUACGGGAAGGUUCACACACGGCAUGUCAACCAGCUCUUCAUACGUGGUGAGAAUGUGCUUCUGGUCAACCUACAGCCCCUCUGAACCAACCUACAGCCCCUCUGAACC
Messenger RNA from Esox lucius (northern pike), 1298 nucleotides. It is a transcript of the gene lsm11, whose product is annotated as LSM11, U7 small nuclear RNA associated. The transcript has 4 exons. Gene Ontology annotation, biological process: mRNA 3'-end processing by stem-loop binding and cleavage. Lineage: Eukaryota; Metazoa; Chordata; Actinopteri; Esociformes; Esocidae. Gene Ontology annotation, molecular function: U7 snRNA binding. The record is from RefSeq and is a predicted model, not a curated record. Gene Ontology annotation, cellular component: U7 snRNP. The coding region runs from base 117 to 1274 and encodes 385 amino acids.